AUGAGCGGAAUCUCGGAGCUAAAAGACGAAAUCGUGCGGAACAACAACGAGGUUGCCAAACUCGCCGAUAAGGUCAAUGCGGCAACCCCGAUGCGAAUACCAGCUCGCGAUCGUCCUGCUAAACGUCGUCGCAGUGACUCGGAAACCCCGAAUAAACCGAUUACUGGCACCAGACUCGUCGAUAACCCCGAAAACCUUGUGGUCGGCACCCCGCCCAAGCUAUUCUGGGUGUACCUCUCGCGUUUCCACCCUACCGUGACCUCUGAGGUUGUCGAGCGGCUUGUUCGAGAUGGUUUACAAAACCAGGAGCCGGUUCGUGUAAUUUCACUGAUGAAAAAGGGGGCCGACCUUCAAUCGCUCAACUUCAUUUCGUUCAAAGUUGGCAUUCCCCUGGCAACUUCCUUCGACUGCAGCUCCAUCGUUGACCCCUGCAGUAGAGGGACCAUAGUUCCCGUAACACCGACGACACUUGACUGCACCGAGUUUCUACUGGCCGACUUCUGUCAACUCGACGCUACUGCCAUCUCCAAACGACCGAUUAUUUCACCAAACAUGACACUGGGACGCACUGUUGUUAGUAUUAUGGAUACCCCCGACCCCCCCACCGUAGUCGCGCUAUUGCCGCCAACGUUCAUCAGUCGUUCCGGUCCUACGCAUUUUCAUGUUCCGACAUCGGUCCUUACUGAACGACACGUUGAUGACGACACCCCAACUGCUGAACUGACAUUCCACCAGAAUGACCGUGACCUCAGACAUCCGCAUGUCUCCUCGCCCAACGUGAUACUGGGACGCACUGCAGAUGGAAUUAUGGACGCCCCCGAACCCCCGCCGCAGUCGAGCCCUUCCAGCCAGCGACCAGCAGCCGUCCCGGUCCUGCUGGUGGGUGUAGGGAACGGGGCCUCCAGAAUCGCCUUCCAGAACGUUGGUGGUAUGAACACGAGUGUUGCUGACUACCUGCUAGCAUGCGCCGACAGUCCGUACGACAUAAUCGUGCUGACCGAAACCUGGCUUGACAACCGUACGUGCUCUCGGCAGAUAUUUGGGCCGAACUACGAAGUCUUUCGCUGUGAUCGAAGUGUGCUCAACAGGCGCAAAGCUACGGGAGGCGGAGUCUUGAUUGCGGUCCACCGCCAGUUGCAGACCUUCGUCAUCGAAAACGUCGAGUGGUUACCGGUCGAGCAAGUAUGGGUAAAUAUCAAACUUUCAGACCGUAGACUAUUCUUGUGUGCUAUCUACGUACCUCCUGACCGUAUCCGAGACCCGGUUAUUCUGAAUGCACAUAUUAAUUCAGUUAACCAAAUAGCAUCGAUGGCAUCUGCGUCGGAUGACAUUAUUAUUCUGGGCGAUUUCAAUCUACCAAGCAUUAAGUGGCGAGAACGCGGCAACGGGUACCUGUACGCUGACAUGGGUUCGUCAACUCUAUCGCCUAUCAAUAUUGAAUUGCUCGAUUGCUAUAGUACUGCAACCGUUCAACAAGUAAAUGAUAUACCCAACGAAAAUGGGCGCCUCAUCGAUCUAUGCUUUGCCAGUGUUCGUAGUCAGGCCCCGGAAGUGACGAUGGCGCCUACCCAGCUUGUCAAGCAUGUUCUGCAUCAUCCAGCUCUGCUAAUUACUACAAGCCAACAAAUUAUCCGUGACGUAAAUAUUGCGCCUCCGGCCGUCUUCUACGACUACGCCCAUGCUGAUUUUGGGGAUAUUCUAAAUGUUUUAAGCAGCAUCAACUGGAGCACAGUUUUAGAUAAUGACGAUAUAAACACUGCUGUCACAACCUUCUCCAAUAUCUUGAACUACGUUAUCGAUCGUCACGUUCCCAAAAGAACUGCUCCCGCCCAGUACCAGAUACCCUGGCUAAACACUAUGUUGCGACGUCUCAAAUCCGAAAGGAAAGCGGCUCUAAAGAAAUUUACGAGGUACAGGACCCUACCCCUCCGGAACCACUACCUGCCGAUUAAUACAAGAUACAAACGCCUGAGUCGUUUCUGCUUUCGAAACUACCUGAGAAAUGUCGAGCGAAGAUUGAAGCGUAACCCUAAAUCUUUUUGGAAAUAUGUCAACAAGCAACGGAAAGAUGACGGUCUACCCUCGGUUAUGUUCUUGGGUGAUAAAACGGCGAGCAACUCUCAGCAAAUUUCUGAACUGUUCUCGAUGAAAUUCUCCAGUGCAUUUACUGAUGAAAGUUUGACGAUUGCAGAGAUAUCCAUAGCGACCGAGUGUGUUCCUUUCCUGGGUCAUUCAUUGAACAACCUCACCAUCGACGAAGUGAUGGUUACAUCGGCCGCCGCGAAGUUGAAACUUUCUCGACCCGUUGGACCGGACGGUAUACCUCCUGUGUUCCUGAAAAAAUGCAUCCACGCUAUCGCUGCUCCAAUGAGCCAUCUUUUCAGCUUAUCCGUUAACUCAGGUGUCUUUCCCUCAGCAUGGAAAUCGGCCUACAUGUUCCCUAUGCAUAAAAAGGGAAAUAGGAAAAACCGGAUCAUGUGGACGAGGGAGAUGAACAUGUAUGUGAUCCGCUGCUACUACGUUUGCACGAGGUUGGAGACGGAUAUGUCCGGCAGGCCUAGAAUGCUGGACAUGUUCAAUGAGCGGUUCCCUCGAUUUGCCAACCAGCUUGACCGGAAUAAGCUGUACACCCGACGACGAGCAAUAUUGACAAACAACAUGCUCACUACCGCCGAGUUAGACAGCAUCAAGCUGGAAGUGCAAAGGGAACUAGGGAGUACAGGGAACAGAUCGAGCGAUGUGUCGAGUAGGAGUUCUGUUGGGCACGAUGCAGCACGGCGGGAAUCGACUGCAUCCAUAAACAUGUCAGUGGAGGAACCAUCAUUGCAUGCUCCAGAACUAACAAUGGACCAACAACGACAACAAUUACUUGACGAACUAGCUUUCGAAAUGAACGCAGCGGUUACACAAUUUCGGGGAACAGACCCCUUAUCCCGACACCGGAUACCAAAGCUGCAAUAUUCCUUCCGGCUAACGAAUGCAGUAAGAAUCCUUAACGAGGAUGUUUUGCCACUGUAUACUGAAACCGCUGAGAACCUUGAGGAACUGCAAUGUAUAGUGUAUUCCGCAGCUGUAGCCGUUGUGAGAACUAUGGGAGUACAGACCUUCCCCCCAGGUAAUGGUGAGGCCCAUGUACGCCCCCAAACACGAAAACCCGCAUGGAUGCUACGACUAGAAUCUAGGAUAGCAUCGUUGAGGGUGAAGAUAGGUCGGUUAACACAAUACAAGAGGGGAAACCGAUCAAGAAGGCUGGUUCGUCAGGUGAAAGAAAUCGUAAAGCCCGCAGAGCUCCUAAAUCUCAGUGAACUCAACAUCACUGAGAUCCUCGACACCCAUGUACAAAGGUUAAGUGCUCUUGCUAAACGGAUGCGACGUUAUGUUGAAUGUUCAAAGCGGAAACAACAAAACCGGAUGUUCAACACUAACGAAAAGGAGUUCUAUAACCACAUCAGCAAUAACAAAACCGAUUACAGCGAGGGACUCCCAGAACUUGGCGAAAUUACACAGUUUUGGGCCAAUAUAUGGGAGAACCCCGCUCAACACAACAAUAAUGCGAUGUGGUUGGUAGAAGAGGAAGAAGGCAGUGGUGAAAUUGAACGCAUGGCCCCCGUAGCAGUGACCGCCGAGGAUAUCCACGAGGCUACACGGUAUACCAGGAAUUGGGCCGCACCAGGACCAGAUUUUGUGCACAAUUUUUGGUAUAAAAAGUUCUCUGCAAUCCAUGGGCGGAUGGCGGAAUGCUUCAACACGGUACUAAGAAACCCCCAGGAGCUGCCAGAAUUCAUCACUAAAGGGGUAACCUAUCUUCUACCCAAAGAUCGGAACACAACUAAUCCCGCCAAGUACAGGCCAAUAACAUGUCUUUCAAGCCUGUACAAGGUGCUCUCGUCGGUAAUCACCCAAAAGGUGCAGUACCAUUGCGAUGCAAAUGGAGUGAUGACUGAAGAACAAAAAGGAUGCCGUAAAAACACACAAGGCUGUAAAGACCAAGUCAUCAUCGAUGCAGUCAUUGUGGGACAGGCAAGCCGAAAUAGGCGAAACCUCAGUAUGGCGUACAUCGACUACAAGAAGGCAUACGAUUCAGUACCCCACUCGUACCUAAUUAAGGUACUAGAAUUGUAUAAAAUAGACGGUGGCAUCAUCAGGUUAAUGAAGCACGCAAUGGGAAUGUGGAACACUUCACUCCACACUACCGACGGGAUAGAGGUGUUACGAUCCAGAACUCUCAGCAUAAAAAGGGGGAUUUUCCAAGGCGAUACAUUCAGUCCGCUAUGGUUUUGCCUUGCGAUGAACCCCCUCAGCAAAGCACUUAACCGAAGCAGCUAUGGCUACCAAUUGAAAAGUGGGACAACGAGUACAAUAAUUACCCACACCUUCUAUAUGGACGAUCUGAAGCUGUUUGCGGAAACUAUGGAGAAGCUGCGUCAUCUGUUGCAGCUGGUGACAACGUUCAGCAACGAUAUUCGGAUGGAGCUUGGCGUCGACAAAUGUCGUCUCGUAAAUAUCCAUCGGGGUAAAGUAAUGGACGCUGAAAGUUUCCGCAUCAACGAAAGGGAGGAAAUUCGAAGUAUGAUUGAAGGUGAGUCGUACAAAUACCUGGGAUUCCUGCAACUGAAAGGUAUUCACCACACGACUAUCAGGAAAGAACUGCAGGAACGGUUCCUGUAUCGUGUCAACCGUAUUUUGAAAUCACUCCUCUCUGCCGGCAACAAAGUAAAGGCGAUAAACACGUUUGCCGUGCCUUUGUUGACAUACAGCUUCGGGGUGGUUAAAUGGACCAAAACGGAUUUGGAAGCGAUUGAACGUACCUUGCGAGUAUCGCUAACCAAGCACCGUUCGCACCACCCAAGAUCGGCAGUCGAAAGAAUCACCUUACCACGCAUGGAAGGAGGAAGAGGUGUCACUGACAUCCAAGCGCUAUGCGUAUCCCAGAUCGAGCAGUUGCGGAGAUAUUUCAUAGAUAGUCAGACUCGUCAUGUUGUCUACCGCACUGUCUGUGAAGCAGACCACGGGUUCAGCGCCCUGCAUCUGGCGCAGGAGCAUUACCAGCUGAACUGCGACCUAAAAACCGUACCAGAAAAGGUCGAAACGUGGAAAGCAAAGGAACUACAUGGGACGCACCCCCAUCAAUUAGAGCAAGCGCAUAUAGACAAAGUGGCAUCGAAUGCGUGGUUGGUGCGAGGUGAUCUCUUUUCGGAGACAGAAGGCUUCAUGGUAGCCAUUCAGGAUCGGGUUAUUACGACGAAGAACUACCGCAGGUACAUAUUGCACGAAGAUAUAGAAGACCGUUGUCGAAAGUGCAAUUCAGUAGGGGAAACGAUCGAGCAUGUGAUUGCAGGCUGUCCAGCCUUAGCCGAAACGGCUUACCUAGGACGCCACAAUGCAGUUGCCAAGAUUGUGCACCAGCAACUCGCCUUGAAGCACAACUUGGUAAACUGUUACGUACCCUACUAUAAGUACCUGCCUAGCCCGGUUCUGGAAAAUAGCUGCAUAAAGUUGUACUGGGAUCGUGAGAUUAUUACGGACGUCCUUAUACGUGCCAAUCGUCCUGACGUUGUGAUCUACGACAAAAGGAGGAAGUACGUUACCCUCAUAGACAUCGCUGUACCGCUGGAUCGCAAUGUCCAGUCAACAUUCUCGGCCAAAAUAACGAAAUACCACGACUUGGCCGAGGAGUUAAAGCAGAUGUGGCACCUUGAGGGCGUACGUAUAGUUCCGGUGGUCAUCUCAGCCACCGGAGUAGUGCCCUGUAGCCUACAACGUUCCCUGGAAGAGCUAGAGCUCCAAAAAAAUUUGGACAAUAUCCAAAAAGCGGUGGUUCUUGAAACCUGUAAUAUUACGAGGAGGUUCCUGAAUCACCACAAUUAAACACAGCUGGAGCA
Molecule: messenger RNA, 5882 nt
Organism: Sabethes cyaneus
Lineage: Eukaryota; Metazoa; Arthropoda; Insecta; Diptera; Culicidae
Exons: 5
Coding region: 1-5868 (1955 amino acids)
Molecular function (GO): catalytic activity
Source: RefSeq, a predicted model, not a curated record